AUGGCGGCACAUUUUCGUGACAUGGAGAUACCAGAAUAUGAAGGUCUAUACCUUCCUAAAAUUCCGACAUUUCUGAAGGAUCCGUGUGGUACCCUUAAAUCUAUCAGGGACUUGAAUUUAGGUCCAGAUGCUAUCAUCCUGGCAACGUAUCCCAGAUCAGGAACACACUGGGUGUAUGAAAUGACAAAGAUGUUGCUUAAAGGAAAGGCGGAAUAUUGCAGUAAUUCUAGAGAGACCGUGUAUUUGGAGGGGUUGAAUGACCUUGGUCCAUUGCAUCGUUACAACAGAGUUGUUAGCACACAUGUACCAUUCCAAUGGCUUCCAAAACAACAUGUGGAUGGAUCAGGAAAAAUUAUCUUAGUUAUACGGAACCCUAAAGACACGGCCGUUUCUCUAUUCAAAGCUCUAGACUCCGCUGAAUAUUUCAAAAAUAAAAAUUUCGAAGAGUUUGCUUAUGAAGACUUUUUAGGAACAAAGGCUAUGCACGGAGGAUGGUUUGAAUAUAACAGGGAUUUUCUUCAACAAGCAGCUUACAGAAAGAACCAGAUUAUAGUUAUAACCUUUGAAAAGUUGAAGAAAGACACGAAGGGGGAACUUUUAAGACUCGCCAAAUUUCUUGAUUUAAAAGAAAACGAAAAAUUACUGACAGAUAUAAUUGAUAAAUGUUCGUUCAGCAAGCUUAAAGAGGCCGAUAAAGUCGCCAGAAAUGAUAAUCUGAUGGGUGAUAUGAUGAGAGAAUUGUCAUUAAAUGAGAAUCCAGAAGUGUCUCGAAAAGGUGAGGUAGGGGAUUGGAAAAACUAUUUCACAGUGAAAUUGAACGAAGAAUUCGACAAGACAUACAAGAAAAGAAUGAAGGGAGUUGAUUUUAACCCAGAAUAUGAUUAA
Molecule: messenger RNA, 885 nt
Organism: Saccostrea cuccullata (small rock oyster)
Lineage: Eukaryota; Metazoa; Mollusca; Bivalvia; Ostreida; Ostreidae
Product: sulfotransferase 1C3-like
Exons: 5
Coding region: 1-885 (294 amino acids)
Biological process (GO): sulfation
Cellular component (GO): cytoplasm
Molecular function (GO): sulfotransferase activity
Source: RefSeq, a predicted model, not a curated record